AUGGAAGUUGUGGUUAAGAAACCAAUAGUAAUACUAUUGGUGUUUAUUGUAUGGGCAAUAGGGUUAUCUAAGUCGCAAUCUUCUUUAUCAUACAAAAUGAUUUACAGUUUGGGUGGUGCCCCAUCGAUUUUGGAUUCUCAAGAUUACUUUAAUAACUGUUCCUUUUCAAGUCCAUCUCUAACAAAUAAUACAAUCAACUGUCACUAUGCCAUUCUUCAAGGAAGGAGAAACUAUCAAGAAGAUCGCCUCUUUUGCGACCUAAAUAUUCGUUUUCCAUUUGUGGGCAAGGAAGUUUCUAUUGGAAUGGCUGCAGUUUUUGAUGGUCAUGGAGGGGCUGAAGCAAGUGAGAUGGCUUCAAAACUUGUAUUGGAUUAUUUUUUAGUGCGUUCAUGUUACAUUCAAUUUGAGAUUAGAGAAAUGUUAGGUGUGGUUCCUGAUGAAUCCAUGCAUAUGGGAAUUUUGAAGGAAGCAUUGGUAAGGACUAUUCGUGACAUUGAUAUUACAUUUACUAAGCUUCCAAGAAAGGUUUUGUUUCAGGAUGUACAGCGGUUUAUAGUUGUUGUAGCGGAUAAUCAAAUUUUGGUGGCCAAUGUUGGUGACUCAAAAGUUGUUUUGUGCUCAGAGAAAUUCUAUUCCCUCGGAGGCACUUGGUUGGAAAAUAAUGAGAAAGUCUCCUUGAAAAACAAGAAAAACACUGGAUUGAAGUUUCUCUCAGGAAAAGAACUAACAAGAGAUCACCAUCCUGAUCGGGAGGAUGAAAGAAGGCGUAUAGAAGCUGCUGGUGGCUAUGUAGUUUCAGGAGUUAGCAGUGUUCCUCGAGUCAAUGGUCGACUGGCUGUAUCUCGAGCCAUCGGUGAUUUAUACUACAAAAAUUUUGGGGUUAUAGCAGUACCAGAGAUGACGGAUUGGCAACCCCUAACUAGAAAUGAUAGCUAUCUGGUGAUCUCAUCGGACCGGAUUUUUGAAAAGCUAAAUGCCCAAGAUGUUUGUCAACUUUUACCCAACCCUCAUAUUCUGGAUAGUGAUGAAGGGCUUCGGUUAUUCGAUUCAUGCCAAUCCCCAUUGCCUGAAUGCAUAUCAAGGACGGUAUAUGAAGAAGGCAGCAUGGAUAAUUUGUCUGUUAUUGUAGUUCCACUACGAGAAGCUGGUUUAAUUUCAUGAAUCAUAAGGCUUGCCUACUAAAAGUUUUGGGUUGAAAACAAAUGCAAUUGUGAUCUAGACAUCAGAUAAGUGGAAAAAGAAUAGCACUUCUAGCAUUAGUUAUCAAUGUAUACACCAACGAUGAAGUUUUGAGAGUUGUUUUUUUACAAAAAAAAAAUAUAGUUUUAUCAGAUUUCUCGAUCGAACCUUACUUUUGCAUCAAUUAGGAACACAUCAAUUACUUUAUAAUGU
Messenger RNA from Durio zibethinus, 1392 nucleotides. RefSeq names its product putative protein phosphatase 2C 51. The record is from RefSeq and is a predicted model, not a curated record. NCBI's taxonomy places the organism in Eukaryota, Viridiplantae, Streptophyta, Magnoliopsida, Malvales, Malvaceae. Gene Ontology annotation, biological process: protein dephosphorylation. Gene Ontology annotation, molecular function: protein serine/threonine phosphatase activity; cation binding.